Molecule: messenger RNA, 858 nt
Organism: Lecanosticta acicola
Lineage: Eukaryota; Fungi; Ascomycota; Dothideomycetes; Mycosphaerellales; Mycosphaerellaceae
Source: the annotation of a GenBank genome assembly
AUGCAGACUCGCACCCAAUUCCUCGAACACGGGCUGGUCCCUGUCCAGAAUGCCUCGAAACACGAAGAGAACGAAGAAUGCGCCAUCUGCACCGACGCCUUCGAAGACCCCGUAGCCCUAGCGCCCUGUACGCAUGCGUUCUGCCGCAAAUGCAUCACAGCCUGGCUCGCGCAGCGAUCCAAGAACACCUGCCCGAGCUGCCGCAGGGUACUCUUCGCCGUAGACGACGCCGACCGCGGUCCCGUAGGCCGCGAGCGCGUUCUAGUAAUGUCGCAAGCCCUGCAGCACUCCGGGCUCCUAGAUGGAACCUACCGGGAAUUCAACGAGGAGAUCGAAUUGAACCGGCACGCGAUGAAUAGAGCCACGGCGAGCGCGAAUCGAUGGCUGGCGGAGGCGCAUCAUCCCCUCACUGCCUCUGGCCCGGCGGUUGUCGAGAGGAAGUAUUUGGGUUAUCAUCUGGUUGCUAUGGCUAAUCUGCUGCAGGGCUAUGCGCGCGCGGCGGGGCGGUCGUAUAGCCGGAGGGACCUGCGGGACUGGCGCUUGAUCGUGAAUGCGCUGUAUGCUGUUCUGGGAGAGGAGGACGGGAGGCAGAUCGAUGCGGCGACCCUUCCGGACUCGCUCCGGCGGAAGGUGCAGGUAAGUCUUAUGCGUGAGCGUGCGAAUGUUGGGAGGUGGUUUCAGGGGAGCGACGCUGAUGCGGAAUCCUCCACCGGCGACCUCGACGUUCUCUUAUCUUACAUGGCAGCCAAAGCCGCUGAGGAGUUUGCGCGUCGAGAGGAACGCAGAAGCGCCGUUAGGAGGGAGCGGACGGUGGUGGGGAAGGUAGGUUUGAUUCUGAAGCAGUACUUUUUCUCGUAG